AUGGGGAAACAAAGAAGAGCCGCUAUUCUUCCAACCAACAUCAUCUUGUUGCAGAAUGUUGUCAGAAGAGAUCCAGAAUCUUACCAUGAAGAGUUUCUACAACAAUUAUCCCAUUACGAAUCUUUGAGAGACUUGUACUUGGAGAAUCCCACUGGAGCUGAUUCAAAUUCAACAACCGAGUUUAUUGAACUCAUUGGAUUCCUUUCGGCUGUUUGUAACUGCUAUCCAAAGGAAACAAAAAACUUUCCCGAGGAAUUGAAGACCAUAUUACUUGAUAAUCAUCGUGAUUUGGCUCCAGAAUUGAGAGAAAAGAUUAUUCAAUGUUUGACAAUGUUGAGAAAUAAGGACAUCAUCACCGCCGAAAGCUUGAUACAGACGAUAUUUCCAUUAUUAACUGCAUAUGCUUCAGGACAAGUGCUAGCCGGGCAACAUGUGAAGCAAAUGAGACGUCAGAUUUACUCGACAUUGAUUUCGCUAUUAAAGUCGGUCAACACUGGUGCCAAGAAUCAACGACUAAAUAGAUCCACGCAAGCUUUGCUUUUCAACUUGUUAGAACAGAAGGAUACACAGGGACUAUGGGCCACCAAAUUAACCAGAGAACUUUGGAGAAGGGGAAUCUGGGACGAUUCAAGAGCAGUGGAAAUCAUGACACAAGCAGCAUUACACCCCGAUGUGAAAGUUGCCAUUGCUGGUGCAAGAUUUUUUCUUGGUGCUGAUAAGGAAAGGGAAGAAAAUUUCGAAGAUUCUAGUGACGAGGAAGGGUUUGAUAUGGGUGCGUUGAAACACAAAAUGGAGGUGAAUAAAAAAUCAUCCAAGAGAGGAAAGAAAUUGGAACAAGCAGUGAAGCAAAUGAAGAAGAAAAACAGUACCAAGCAUUCAGCCACGUAUUUGAAUUUCUCAGCAAUACAUCUUUUGCGUGAUCCUCAAGGGUUUGCAGAACAGCUAUUUGACAACCAUUUGAGCUCUAAAAACUCCAACAAAUUUGAUUUGGAUCAAAAAAUCUUGUUUAUGAACUUGGUUUCGCGGAUGAUUGGAACUCACAAGUUGAUCGUGUUGGGAAUUUACUCUUUUUUCUUGAAAUACCUCACACCAAAGCAAAGAAAUGUUACGCAGAUCAUGGCCGCAUCAGCACAAGCUUCUCAUGACUUGAUCCCUCCAGAGAGCAUUGAGUUGGUGGUUCGUAAAAUUGCUGAUGAAUUCGUCAGUGAUGGUGUUGCUGCCGAAGUAGCAUCAGCAGGAAUCAAUACCAUUAGAGAAAUAUUAUCGCGUGCCCCAUUGGCCAUCGAAGCUCCCUUGUUGCAAGAUUUGACAGAGUAUAAAGGCUCAAAAUCAAAAGCUGUUAUGAUGGCUGCAAGAUCGUUGAUUUCGUUGUAUAGAGAAGUUGCACCGGAAAUGUUGGCAAAGAAAGAUCGGGGUAAAGUUGCCAGUAUGGAUUUGCAGAGAGGUGAAAAGAGUAAGUCCAAACCUCAAUAUGGUGUGGAGAACAAUGUCACGUCAAUUCCAGGAUUGGAGUUGUUGGCGAAAUGGAAGCAAGAGCAAGGACAAGCAAACUCUGAUGAGGAGGCGGAAGAUGCUAAUUGGGAAGUUGAUGAGGAAGAGGAUGGCAGCGAUGUCGAAGGAGAAUGGAUUCUGGUGGAGUCAGACAAGGAGAUUGAUAUUUCUGAUAGCGAGGAUGAGACAAACAAGAAGGCAGAAGAAUCGGACUUGGAUCUUUCAUCUGAUGAAGAAGAUAACACCGAAGAAGGUGAUGAUGAGAGACCGAAAAAGAAAGCCAAGCUCGAAGUUGAUUCGAGCAAUGCCUCCACUAUAAACGACAUCCUUUCUAGCCGAAUCCUUACACCCGCGGAUUUUGCGAAAUUGGAAGAAUUGAGGACGGAAGCUGGUGUUGCUAAAUUGAUGGGUGUUACAAAUGAAGACGCAGUGGAUUCUACCUCCUUGGUCGGAAAAGUCAAGUACAAACAAUUGAGAGAAGAGAGAAUCGCACAAGCCAAGGAAGGAAAAGAGGAUCGUGGUAAGUUUGGCUCCAGAAAGGGUAAGAGAGAUGCACCUCACUCCACUACGAACAAAGAGAAAGCUAGAAAGAAAAACUUUGUCAUGAUGAUUCAUAAAAAGGCAGUUCAAGGAAAACAAAAAUUAUCUCUUCGCGACAGGCAAAAGGUGUUGAGGGCCCAUAUAGAUAAGCAGAAGAUGAAGAAGAAGUAA
Molecule: messenger RNA, 2202 nt
Organism: Lodderomyces theae
Lineage: Eukaryota; Fungi; Ascomycota; Pichiomycetes; Serinales; Debaryomycetaceae
Gene: SDA1
Product: Sda1p
Exons: 1
Coding region: 1-2202 (733 amino acids)
Biological process (GO): ribosomal large subunit biogenesis; ribosomal large subunit export from nucleus
Cellular component (GO): nucleolus
Source: RefSeq, a predicted model, not a curated record